Molecule: messenger RNA, 1146 nt
Organism: Dujonia railenensis
Lineage: Eukaryota; Fungi; Ascomycota; Pichiomycetes; Serinales; Debaryomycetaceae
Source: the annotation of a GenBank genome assembly
AUGGACACAACUAAUCAUUCUGAGCAAAGCGGAAACAGAACGGUAUUGCCACAUCAAUCAUAUUUGGUGGGUACAGAAAGUAAUGUAGAAAACGGUGCUCCCUUGAACAACAACAAAAAUCAUCCAGAUGAGGAAAGUAGAAAGAGACCAAAAUUGAGUGAAGAUGAAGGACAAAUAGCAAAACGAACUACAGUUUUAAGCGAGAAAGCUUCUGGAAAAGCAUUCCCUUCGUUUAACAAGCUUCCUCUACUUGAAUUGCUCUCAGAAUAUUUCCCGAAUCGUCGUCACCUCGGUACGCUAGUGUACAACCCAACAACUACUUGGUCAACUCUCCAAUCAGAGAAACUCAUUGGGAUUAAACCAGAGCAUGUAGAAAUGUUUAUAGAUUUAAAAGAACGUUAUAUAGAAAAAUUGGAGGAUAAAGAAUUCUUGGCAGAAACCAAGUAUAUUCCGGUGAUCCCUCCUUUGCCAGUGGAGUAUUCCAAUUCAUACCUUGAGAUAAAGAUACCGAACAGGUACUUGAAAGAGGCACGGGAGAGUAAAGAAAGAAGUAUUUGGGGUGGGAAUGGAGGAAUAUAUACGGACGAUUCAGAUGUAUUGACAGUGUUGAAGCAUCAAGGACUUUUCGAUGGGACAAUUGAUUUAUCUGUAUGGAAUGAUGGUUGGACAGCUAAAGAUAUCGUAAGGCCCGGUGCUAAGGAUAUCGACUCAGAUUCAAACUCCGAUGCAGAGUCGUACGAUGUUUCAGCUACAUUAUUACUCUUACCACCUUUGCUGUCUUAUGGAGGAUACUAUGCCAAUGGAGUUAACCCAAGAUCAUGGAAUAAACUGCGUAGAAAGCAUAAUGGAAUUUCGUACGUGGUUUAUGACGUGAAGUGGGAGUCCCGUGGGACAUAUUUGAACGAUAAGAACGUAUUCAGGGAGGCUAUACUAGAGGACUUACAAGCUGGCAAAACGGUCAAGCGUGAGAUGAGCGAGAAAGACGGAUGGAGGUUUAAUGUGGGGUAUUUUCAAGAAUUGAAGAAAAAGUACGAUCUGUUGAAUGGAGAUAAACAGGAAACGGUCCCAGAAGAGAAGCAUGAGGUUGUAGCUGAGCCCGUUGCAGCCGCUCCAACCGUGCCAACCUAUACCCCAGAAAACCAAUAA